AAACAAAAUCUGGCCUUUCGCCUGUCGACUGUAGUAACAAAAUGACUUGGAGAGAAUGCCUUGCAGUGUGGGCGAUGUCGUCUUCAUCUUCUUUAUCUUCCCUUUCUUUCUCUCUUUCAGAAGUUAGUUAAGAUAGCUCCAAUCUCUCCAACUACUAUUUUUUCCUCUAUUUAGCAAUACCACAAAAAAUUACAUUGAAACAUUUUAUAGUCUCAUUCUUUCUCUUUUUAAUUCAAUUAAUACACUGUUAUUUUCAUUUUUUUUCUUUUGAAUUUCUUGAGAGAAAUUUCGAAAAUGCCUCUGGUUAGAGCUGAAGUAAGGAACGAGUAUCGGCUUGGUAAGCCGGAGCUUUACAAGGAAGCUAUUAGGGAAGAUCCUAAAGCUGUUCUCGAUGGCGUCGUCGUUGCCGGUCUAGUCGGGAUCUUACGGCAAUUAGGCGACCUAGCUGAAUUUGCAGCUGAGGUUUUUCAUGGAUUACAAGAGCAAGUAAUAAGCACAGCUUCUAGAAGUCAUAAAUUGACAGUUCGUGUGCAGCGGAUUGAAGCCGCGCUUCCGCCCCUUGAGAAGGCUGUUCUUUCCCAAACAAGUCAUAUACACUUUGCUUACACAGCUGGUUCCCAGUGGCAUCCUCGCAUGCUCAAUGAGAAAAAUCAUUUCAUCUCCAAUGACUUGCCACGUUUUAUUAUGGAUUCCUAUGAAGUUUGUCGUGACCCUCCACCUCUGCACUUGCUUGACAAAUUUGAUGCUGGUGGCCCUGGAUCUUGUUUGAAGAGAUAUUCAGAUUCAACUUACUUCAAGAAAGCAUCAGGUAUCUCCAUAGAAGAAGAUGCUGAGAAAGACCCGAGAAAUAGGAAGACUCGUAAAAGCGAGAAAAGAAGAUCAUCUCACAGGAGUAGCAAACUAUCACGUGGUGUAUCAUUAUUGAAUCAUAGUGGCAGAAUGCAGUUUACUUCUCCGGUUGAUAAUGGGCGAAUUUCUUCCUCUCAAACUGCAUCUACAGUUGACAUGGCACUGAAAUCUGAAGUGGGAGAGCAUUCCAGUUCAUUUGAUUCAAGAACUGGCUCUGGAUAUAAUGAAUCUGUUUCUGAACUGGGUUCAUCCAUGCUUCCUGAGGAACAUGAACCCAAGGAACUUUCUUCAAGGUUGAUGCAUGAAACUGAUACCCUUGGUUCAGAUUUUCCUGUUCAACAAACUCGGGUUAUAGAUGAUAACUUUUCAGUUAGUUCAUCACAAGAGCAGAUUUCUCCAAGUCCAUCUUAUUUAACGUGGGAUGAAAAAGCAGAAAUAGUGGAGUCCAAAGCAGGAAAUUGGGACAGAGGUGAAGUUCCAGAGAUGAACUUUGACGUAGAUGUGCAGGAAACUGGAGUUGCCAAUAUUGUAGAUGGUGACCAAAUGGAUAUCCCGUCCAAUCACAUGGAUUCUGUCCGAUCAAGUUCUAUUGAGAACCAAAAUUAUGAAAUUGAAAGUGAACCAGAAUAUUACAUGGAUGCACUGAACACAAUAGAAUCAGAAUCUGAAAAUGAUAUAGGGUGCCAGUGCCAUACAAAACGAGAAGUGGAACAGUGGUCUGAAAAAGAUGUUGAAUGCCAAACAAAAUGCGAAGUGGAGCAGAAUGACGGUGCUAACCAUGUUAACAAUAAGAACAGAGAAGAUGGGAUCCUGGCGGUUACAGAUGAUAAUGCAGACCGUCAUCAAUCUAUAAUUGAAUCCUCUGCCUCAUCCAAUAUCAUUUCAAGCAAUGAGAUCUCCAUGAGUUUACCUGAUCCAGUUCCCUCAGCGAAUUUUGCCAGUGAGCAGAUGUUGCAAAUCUUAGGGAAAUCUUCUGAUCCUGACAAUUUAUCCCAUUCUGGUUUAUACAUGAGUGAUGAAAUUCAUAAAAAUUCACAAGUGGUAUCUGUCAUCAGUAAUCCAUUUGAAUCCUCUGCCUCAUCCGAUAUCAUUUUAAGUGAAGAGAUCUCCACGAGUUUACCUGAUCCAGUUUCCUCGCAGAAUUUUGCCAGUGAACAUAUGUUGCAAAUCUCAGGGAAAUCUUCUGAUACUGACAAUUUACCCUGUACUGAUUUAUACAUGAGUGAUGAAAUUCAAAAAAAUUCUCAAGUGGAAUCUGUCAUCAAUGAUCCAUUUGAAUCCUCUGCCUCAUCCAAUAUCAUUGCAAGCAAUGGGAUCUCCACAAGUUUACCUGAUCCAAUUUCCUCACAGAAUUUUGCCAGUGAGCAGAUGUUGCAAAUCUCUGGGAAAUCUUCUGAUCCUGUCAAUUUACCCUGUACUGAUUUAUACAUGAGUGGUGAAAUUCAUAAAAAUUCACAAGUGGAAUCUGUCAUUAGUGAUCCAUUUGUAUCCUCUGCCUCAUCCAAUAUCAUCUCUAACAAUGGGAUCUCCAUGAGUUUACCUGAUCCAGUUUCCUCACAGAAUUUUGCCGGUGAACAUAUGUUGCAAAACUCGGGGGAAUCUUCUGAUCCUGACAAUUUACCAUGUACUGAUUUAUGCACAAGUGAUGAAAUUCAUAAAAUUUCACAAGUGGAAUCUGUCAUCAGUCAUCCAUCAUCAUCCUCUGGCUCUUCAGUUUCUGAUCCAGCUAGUGAUAGAAUCAUAAACAGUGUGAGGGACUCUCAAAACUCCCAUAGAGAAUUUUGUGGUGUGAAUUCAGUAGGGUUCUGGACAAAUGGUGGUCUUUUGGGACUUCAGCCAUCAAAACCUCCUGAUUUUACUGUAUCAACUACAGGGCAGGGCUCUGCAGCCAAAACUAGUGAGGCAUUUGGUCCUCAAAAUCUAACUGUUGUGGCUUUGCACGAUGGACCCAAAGGAAAUUCAAGAAAAGCUGUUGAGAAUGCAGAAAGUACUGAGAAGGUUCCUGGUUCAUGUAGUGAGAAAACUUCCCUUCCGAUUGCUGAUUUAGAUGUUAACCUUGAAAAACCUGAUACAUCUCAUCGUAAUAGUAGUCUUGAUAAUUUAAAUGGUGUUGGCUUGAGCUUAAACUCUUCAUUCUCACACGGAAACAAGCACCCAGUCAAUCCUAAUGUUAGAGCUGCAUCUAUCGAAUCUGAUGAGGAGAAUGAUGACAACUCAUCUAGUAUGUUUGGACUUGGUCGUAAGUUACUUGUAAAUGGUUUUCACAGAAAAGUGUCGAUUAACCAUGAUGUUGAAUCUGAACCAGCCACUUCUACUAAAAUUGGGGUGUCUGAGCAGAGGAAUGGGCAACAGAGCACCUCAAAUCAGAAAAUUCCUUGGACAACCUUCAGUCAGCAGUAUGGAAAUGGAUCUCCUGUAAAUUCGCUUACUUCUUCUCCACCACUUGAACAUAUGAAAAUAUCUUUCAACCCCAUAGAUGGAUUUGAGACUUCUAAACUCAGAUUGCAAUUCCCUGAUGCGAAUCAUUGUCAGGAAAGCGUUAGGGAUAUGUUUCCUGCUUUCCAAUUGGUCCCAGUGCCUGCCAUUCCUGUGCAUGAUGUUGCUUCAGACUCUGAUGAUGACACUUUCUGCAGAUCAGCCCCUUACAUGUCAGAUGAUUGUCUUAGUCAUUGCUCUGAGUCAAUUUCUGAGCAAUGGGAAUCUGGAGAAACCCCUGCAAGCAAUGACCCUGAGCUGUAUGAUGCAUUAAGCAGAUUGUCAUCAAUGGAAUCUAUUUCAAGCUCUUUACAAAUUAGGGAAGCUGCCAUCAAUAGUAUCCAUGUUAAUGGGGGAAACAAAAGUGUAAUUCAUGGGAGUGGUGCAGAACCAUCUCUAUUUGUGUUGCCUGAUCUCCCAAGUUUUGAUACUAUUAACCCUGUACUACAGGAUGAAACCAAAAGCAAUUCCAAUCAAAAGAAACAUCUAGAAUUGCAAAAUACAAUGGACCUCACAUCAGUAUCUCCAACACCUCCUCCUGCACAAUGGCGUGUUUCAAAACCCUGCUUUGAUGAGGCUGAAGAAAGACAACAUGCAUUAUCAGAGUCACUCAGACAUGACCUUGAUCUGAAACUUUUAGGAUCUACCGUCUCUCAGAAGCCCAAAUCACCCUCAUUUAAUCAACAACAAAUAGAUGAUGCAAUUGCAUUAAAACCAGAAAAGAAGGUGAACGAAGAGAAGUUGAAUAGGCAGAAAGAGGCAAACCAGCAGAUUAGUGGCCAAGGGGUGGAUGAGAAGGAAGAAUUCUUGCAUCAGAUCAGAAGUAAAUCUUUCAACCUAAGACCCACGGUUACUGCAAAACCAUCUGGUACUUCUGGUGCCCCCACCAAUGUCUCAGUCAUCACGAUUUUGCAGAAAGCAAAUGCAAUCCGUCAGGCUGUUGGGAGUGAUGACGAUGAAGAUGAGGAUAACUGGAGCGACAAUUAAUUAUUUUGGAACAUGGAUGCAUAAGAUAAUUGCAAGUAAAUCCUGCCAGUCUCCAUUGAGUAUUUUUCACAAUUGGGUGAGUUUUUUUGACAUGUGUAUAAUCCUUGUUUCUUCUUGUAAUUAGUUAGUGGCACUCAUCUUGUACCUAGUAGCAAUCGUUUGCAUUCAUUUUUUGAAUGUUUAAUGUUUCGAGCAGGUAUUUAAGGAUUUUAGUAUCCAGUCUAUAACAUAUUUUGUCCAUUACUUUUCAUUUGUUUCAAUACACCCAUCAUUAUCAUUUACAUAUUUUUUUCCAUUACUUUUCAUUUGUUCCAAUACACCCAUCAUUAUCAUUUACAUUUUUUUGUCCAUUACUUUUCUUGCAAUUGUUAUGUUCUUCGGUUGACAUGUCUAAGAAAAGCAUCUAAUUUUGGCCAUCAAAUAGAAGGAAACGGCAGAGCCUAUCAUCGUCUUUAGAACAAGGAUCUUGCCAGUUUAUGCAGCAAAGAAAUAAUUAUUGCAAUUGCCCGUCUGUCUUGCUUAAAAGUGUUAUCUUAAAGGCAGUUUUCAACGGAUGCAAAAACAGAGCAGUGCCUGCUAAUUGCUUGGGUUUGAAUCACUGCUUUCUUUGUGUUUGGCAUUGAAAUGUUCAAUGUCUUCUUUUUUUAAUCUAAAAACUUUAGUGUUCUUGUUUUUUUUUUUAAUCUUCACAAACUAGACCAAUAAAGUCUCUUGGAAUCUUUCAUGAUAAAGGAAAAUGAUUAGAAUAUUGGGUUUUCUUCUUGCUUUUGGUUAAUCUGUCAUAUGGUACUUCAUAUAUUUUUAAUAUGCCAUUUAAUAUGCUUUUUUUCUUCUUUUCUCUGCCGAGAAUAAAGGGAUAAGAUCCACCGGCAUCAAAUAUAAAUAAAUAAAGAGUUGACGAAAAUUGAGGCCAACCUUCCCAUGUUAAAAGCUAAAAUAGUUUUUGCUGCAACAGGUUUGGAGCUCUCCAUAGCUGCCUUUGAAUUAAACCCUCUUUUUGAUCGAGCCAUUGCCAUGGAUGGACAAAGUUGUGAUAUUGAUUCAACCAGGUUUGGCUUUGGUUACCAUGUGUUAACAAAUGUUGUAUAAAUUUCUCACAAACAAAAGAUUGAAAACAACAUGCAUCCAUCUAGAUCAGGUUUCUCAACUUUGUUUUAUUAUAUUAAGUCUAUGGUUUCUGCUUUUGUCUAAACAAAAGCUCCCAAACUACCUAUAAGUAGCUGUGAUUGGUAAAGGGAAGAAAAAAAAUUAAAAAGAAUUUACUUUUAAAUAAAGCAAUAAAGUAAAGAGUA
Gossypium arboreum is the source of this 5603-nucleotide messenger RNA. RefSeq names its product protein SCAR3. Gene Ontology annotation, biological process: positive regulation of Arp2/3 complex-mediated actin nucleation; actin cytoskeleton organization. Gene Ontology annotation, cellular component: cytoskeleton. Lineage: Eukaryota; Viridiplantae; Streptophyta; Magnoliopsida; Malvales; Malvaceae. The transcript has 9 exons. Bases 295 to 4311 code for a protein of 1338 amino acids. The record is from RefSeq and is a predicted model, not a curated record. Gene Ontology annotation, molecular function: Arp2/3 complex binding; protein kinase A regulatory subunit binding.